Carica papaya (papaya) is the source of this 2400-nucleotide messenger RNA. Lineage: Eukaryota; Viridiplantae; Streptophyta; Magnoliopsida; Brassicales; Caricaceae. The record is from RefSeq and is a predicted model, not a curated record.
AGUAUCCGAGGAAAAAUUCAUUAUUUCUGUUAGCUGUAAUUUUACUCAAAACGUUUUUACCCAUGAGAGAAAUUGGGGAACUUGAAAGAGUUUGAGAGCAGACGAGAGGCGCCGCUGAGGCGCUAACAGUAAAGAAGCUUUCUUCCCUGCUCGUCUCCGAGUUCUUGCCAUUUCGUCGAUUUAAUCGAAGAUAAACUCAUAAGAUGUUAAAACAAAACACCCUCACCGCGUUCUCAAAACACCCAGAAUCUGUCUUCUGUGCUUCUGCUUAUUCCUUCAAUUCUCGGUUUUUGCUGAGAAGAAAGCACUCACUAGGCUUCUGCAUGGAGAACUACAAGCUUCACUGCUCUUCUCCCAAGCGUUAUAACCCAGUGUUGGCUUGUCGAGCUUCACACGAUUCUCACGAGUCUACUUCUAGUGGUAAGGAGGAUGUGCCUGUACAUGGACUAUCGGAGGUGAUAGUUGGUGUGCUGGGAGGAGGACAACUGGGUCGUAUGCUGUGCCAGGCAGCUUCAAAAAUGGCCAUCAAAGUUAUGGUCUUGGAUCCUACAGAAAAUUGCCCGGCAAGUGCAUUGGCUUAUGACCAUAUGGUUGGGAGCUUUGAUGAUAGUGCUACAGUUCAGGAAUUUGCAAAAAGAUGUGGAGUAUUGACUGUUGAAAUUGAACAUGUUGAUGUUGCCACUCUAGAAAAGCUUGAGCAACAAGGAGUAGAUUGUGAACCUAAAGCCUCUACCAUUCGGAUAAUACAGGACAAAUACAUGCAGAAAGUCCAUUUUUCUCGGCAUGGCAUUCCGUUGCCUGAGUUUAUGCAGAUAGAUGAUCUUGAAGGAGCAAAAAGGGCAGGUGACUUAUUCGGCUAUCCUCUUAUGAUCAAGAGCAGAAGAUUAGCUUAUGAUGGACGUGGAAAUUCUGUUGCUAAUAGUGAAGAGGAGAUUUCUUCUGCUGUAACUGCUCUUGGAGGAUUUAACGGUGGUCUAUAUGUUGAGAAAUGGGCUCCCUUUGUGAAGGAGCUAGCAGUCAUUGUGGCAAGGGGAAGAGACAAUUCCAUCUUAUGCUAUCCUGUUGUUGAAACUAUCCACAGGGAAAACAUAUGCCACAUUGUCAAGGCACCUGCUGAUGUGCCUUGGAAAAUCAGGAAACUAGCCAAUGAUGUUGCACACGGAGCAAUUAGUUCAUUAGAGGGGGCUGGAGUUUUUGCGGUGGAGCUAUUUUUGACAGGGGACGGUCAGAUUCUAUUAAAUGAAGUGGCCCCUAGACCUCACAAUAGUGGUCAUCACACUAUUGAAUCCUGCUAUACUUCCCAAUUUGAGCAGCAUCUGCGGGCUGUUGUUGGUCUUCCACUUGGGGAUCCAUCAAUGAAAGCUCCAGCUGCUAUUAUGUACAACAUGCUGGGUGAAGAUGAGCGGAAAAUGGGUCAUAUCACCAUAGUUGCUUCUAUGGGUAUCAUAGAAACACGGCUAAAAUCAAUGCUGAACGAGGAGGGUAUUGAUUCUCGAUCCUCAGUUCCACCCCGUGUUGGGAUUAUAAUGGGCUCUGAUUCAGAUCUUCCUGUUAUGAAGGACGCCGCUCGAAUGCUUAGCAUGUUUGGUGUACCCCAUGAGGUUAGAAUAGUGUCAGCACAUCGGACUCCUGAGCUGAUGUUUUCAUAUGCGUCAUCAGCACAAAAGCAUGGCAUUCAGGUUAUUAUUGCUGGUGCUGGCGGUGCAGCUCAUUUGCCAGGUAUGGUAGCUGCACUUACUCCCUUGCCGGUUAUUGGUGUUCCUGUUCGUGCUUCUACACUGGAUGGAAUUGAUUCUCUAUUGUCGAUUGUGCAGAUGCCUAGUGGUGUACCAGUUGCAACAGUGGCAGUAAACAAUGCGACAAAUGCUGGCUUACUGGCUGUUAGGAUGUUGGGGGUUGGCGAUGCUGACCUACUGGCGAGAAUGAGCCAGUAUCAAGAAGACACAAGGGAUGAUGUCUUGACGAAAGCAGAGAAGCUACAAAAAGAUGGUUGGGAAUCUUACUUGAAUCCUUGAGCAUUAUAAGAAUACUCUUCCCACUCUCCGAGUCGUUCGUUAAUGGCGGAGUGGAUCAAGCAACAAGCAGAGAAUCAUACUUCUGGGAUUGAAAAGCAGGUUUUAUAUAACAUGGGGAAGUCGAAGCAAAUAAGCCUUCAAUCAAAAGAUUGCGUUUGCUCUUCUUUUUACAGAAAUUUUAAGCUUUGUGCCCAUUUUUUCAGUCUCUCCUGCCCAUUACACUGACAAUUACAAACCCUUUUGAAUGACCAGGAGAUUUUUUGUUUUUAAUCUUCUCGAGAGGAGACUAUAGGGCAGUUUUAGGGUUUCAUUUAACAACUCGGAACAUAGAUUAUGUGGGUGUUAUUAUUAGUACGAAGAUGAAGAUGUCGCUUAAUUAUUAAAA